AUGUCAAAGGUACCACCUUCAUCAAGAUCUUCAAAUUCUUCACCUAAAUCGCCCCUUCAACGGCUCAGAAAACGGUUAACUGAUAAUAUUUCUCACAUUUCUACGGGGAACCAUUCUCAUGAUGAACCAAAAUUUCAAUCGUUGGAUGACUUUGACUCUAGUUGGGAUUCGGAGCCGCCAUUGACUCCCCUUACACUUAAAGGAUAUAAGAAGUCGACCAAACGGCAAUUGCUUUCGCAUGAACUGGCAGAGGAUUUACGUCAACACAUUCCAUCCGUACUUCAAAUAAAUCAUAGCUGGACUCUAAGAUAUUCCAUCGAGCAAGAUGGGACAUCGUUGAACACCUUGUAUGAGCGUUGUAAACCUCAGGUAGGUGAAAACAUGAGAAAAAGAAAAGGAUAUUUCAUUGUGGUUAUGGACAACCAUGGUAGUGUGUUUGGAGCAUAUGUUAAUGACUAUUUACGUCCUCAGGAUGGCAAGUACUAUUACGGAAAUGGGGACUGCUUUUUAUGGAAAAGCGAGCAUUACAAAAUCAAAAGAUUAGUAUCCAAUAAGGAUGGAGAUUUGAUAAAAGAUGAUGAUGACAACCAACUGGUCAUGGAGGAUAAUAUCAGGCUCAAGGUUUAUCCGUAUACUUCGAUUAAUGAUUUUAUUAUUUACUCAAAUCAUGAUUUUAUUAGCAUUGGAUCCGGGGGUGGUAAGUUUGGACUUUGGAUAGAUUCUAGCUUUUUGCAUGGAGCUUCAGAUCCAGUGGAUACUUUUGGAAACGAGCAAUUGAGCGAAGAUGAAAAGUUCACAAUUCUUGGCCUCGAGAUAUGGAAGGUUGGUUGA
Molecule: messenger RNA, 831 nt
Organism: Brettanomyces bruxellensis
Lineage: Eukaryota; Fungi; Ascomycota; Pichiomycetes; Pichiales; Pichiaceae
Exons: 1
Coding region: 1-831 (276 amino acids)
Biological process (GO): response to oxidative stress
Cellular component (GO): nucleus
Source: RefSeq, a predicted model, not a curated record